AGUCGCGCCACUCAAUCGUCAUGCAACGGGUUUCGUGUUGAUUGUAAUUUAUUUAUUUCAUUAAAAUCAAGACAGCUUCGCUUGUGUUUUGGGACCGAUAAAUGGAAGAACAAAGUUCAUCGACUUUGGAAGCCGAAGCACUGUCGAGGGAUGUGGAACAGCGGGACAGUCAAAAUGGCCACCCCAAAGUCCUCGUCCGCAUGGAGACAAUUCCGGAUAUCAAAAGGGAUACAUCCGGAAUCACCACGCAAUAUGUGGGCACCGGUAUAGUGAACCUUGGUGCUUUUGCCGCUGGAGUCUGUGUAGCGUGGUCAUCAUCAGCGUUGCCAUUAUUAAUCACUGAAUACGGAAAGGAUUAUACUACACCGAUACCGGACUGGGCAGAGCAGAAUUCGACUUAUGAUGAAAACUUUAAAACUCGUCUGGAGUUGUCAGAUACCCAAGGAUCCUGGGUGGCGUCACUCUUGUGUUUGGGAGCGGUGUUUGGCGCUGUACCCUCUGGCCUGAUUUCCGAAUACUUCGGUAGGAAAAAGACAUUACUGUACUUGGCUUUACCACUGCUCGUCUCUUGGAUUCUAGUCGCUUCGAGCCCAAACGUCUAUGGUUUAUAUGUCGGAAGAUUUGUGGGAGGAAUAGCUGUGGGCGCAUUCAGUGUUAGCAUACCGCCUUACGUCGAAGACAUAGCCGAAAAACAUCUGCUCAAGACCUUAGCCAAUUUCUAUCACGUCGAUUUUAAUUGUGGCGUUUUGUUUGGGUACUUUAUAGGUAUAGUUGGAAACGUGUCUUGGCUUUCGGUUCUUUGCUCUUUAAUACCCAUCGCAUUCUUCAUUGCGUUUAUAUUCUUACCAGAAUCUCCAACUUAUCUGAUGUCUCAGGGUAAAUAUAGUGAAGCCAAAGCAGCUCUGAGGUACUACCGAGGGAUCGAUAAUGACAUAGACGGAGAAAUCAGAACAUUGAGAGAUUACUUGAUGAACGCUGGCAAAAACAGGGUUUCAUUCAAAGAGCUCUUCACUACGAGAGGCAUGUUGAAACCUCUCUUGGUCUCUUUCUGUCUAAUGAUUUUUCAGCAAAUGAGCGGGAUUUAUGCUGUUCUUUUCUAUGCGAGAAAAAUAUUCAAGAAUCUAUCUGUCUCACUGAAUCCGCCGAAUGCUGCAAUCAUUCUAGGUUUCGGUCUGGUUUCUUCAACGUACUUCUCGACAAUGCUGCUGAAGGUAGUCAGACGCAGAGUGUUGUUGAUGACGUCAUUUAUAAUGAUGGCCUUAAACUUGGGCGGGUUGGCUAUUUAUUAUCAUUUGCAAGCUACGAAUUUUUCAUCCAAUAAUACGGGGGUGCCAUUGUUCACUUUGUGUUUCUUCGUGAUAUUUUACGCCGCUGGAGCCGGUUCUAUACCUUGGCUGAUGCUUCGGGAGAUAUUUCCUCCACAUGCAAUCCGAAGGGCGACUGCCAUAACAGCUGGUGUCCAUUGGUUCCUGGCUUUCACUGUCACAAAAUUAUACCAGAAUUUAGAAGAUUUAGUGAAGCCCGGCUGGGCGUUUUGGCAUUUUGCCGUUUCCUGCGUAGUUGGUACAGUGUUCGUUUACUUCUUUGUACCAGAAACUAAGGGUAGAAGCUUAGAAGACAUACAAAACGAAUUUGAAGGGAUCCAUAAGAAGAAAAGACACCGCCAUGUGAUUGAAGUCGAAAGUUUAUCAGAGGUUUAAGUUAAGACUGUUCGGGAUUUUAAUCAAAACUCAGAAACAGUCGGGAACUUUUACUAAAUACUAAAAUAUUAUUUCAGGGCUUUGAUUAAAAUGAUCUUAAAUUAUUAUUUUACUAUUGUUUUUAUUUUGUAACUAGACGUAAGGCUGGUGAGGCUAGGGAUAAGUAUCAUGUUU
Messenger RNA from Bombyx mandarina (wild silkworm), 1874 nucleotides. It is a transcript of the gene st4, whose product is annotated as sugar transporter 4. Gene Ontology annotation, cellular component: membrane. Gene Ontology annotation, biological process: transmembrane transport; carbohydrate transport. Gene Ontology annotation, molecular function: sugar transmembrane transporter activity. The record is from RefSeq and is a predicted model, not a curated record. NCBI's taxonomy places the organism in Eukaryota, Metazoa, Arthropoda, Insecta, Lepidoptera, Bombycidae.